Truncatella angustata is the source of this 1720-nucleotide messenger RNA. RefSeq names its product Alpha/Beta hydrolase protein. Gene Ontology annotation, biological process: lipid catabolic process. The coding region runs from base 288 to 1703 and encodes 471 amino acids. The transcript has a single exon. Gene Ontology annotation, molecular function: triacylglycerol lipase activity. The record is from RefSeq and is a predicted model, not a curated record. Lineage: Eukaryota; Fungi; Ascomycota; Sordariomycetes; Amphisphaeriales; Sporocadaceae.
GCCCUAAACAUGACAGUAUGGUUGUUUUAAUGGACUCACCAUAACCCACUACAAUCGUACAGGUUCACAGACGCUUGGAUUUAGUGACUCUGCCGCACGGUUGGCCUACUUAAUUAGAUGAGGUAGUUACGGAAAGUUCAAUGCCAGGGGUCUACACCACACUCGGCGAGCGCUGGCCUUAUGACCACAGGAUAUAUAAAGCUAGAAUUUCUCUUCUGCCUAAUGGUAUUAUCAAUUUGAACUGAUCCAUUCAAACUCAUCCAUUUAAACUCACCUUCUCCAACCAAAUGCAAGUUCUCAACCGCCUUACGUUGGCAUUCAUUGCCCUCGCCCCUGUCGCAUCAGCUCUCCAAGCGUCCAACUUCAAUGUCUCUGCCGAAGUUGCUGAAGCGAGUGGUUGCGGGUCAGAAUGCUACAGGAUCAUGCAGAUCGCGAACCAGGCCGACCUGGCCACAGUCAAUACAAAUUACGGCUUUGAUUUUGAUUUUUACGCCACGGCGAGCAACUUCUCAGUGUCAUCACCGGGUGACCUCUUGAAGCUACAGCCCCUCGAUCCCGCAUCUCAUGAUACAACAGACGGAACGACAGCCUAUCGAUUCCAGUAUACGUCUAAAGACCUUGACGAUACCAUUGUCCCGGUCACAGGCUUUAUUGCUUUUCCAUGGACCCCCCUCACUCACGAUCAGAAGUUCCCUCUCGUCGCAUACGCUCACGGAACAAUCGGGGUUUACCGAGGUUGCGCGCCAUCCGCGGGCCCUGCUCUGUUCGACUACGGUACCUGGGCUCCCAUCGUUAGCAGAGGCUAUGCUGUCGUUGCAACGGAUUACGCUGGGCUUGGAAACAACUACACUACGCAUAAGUAUUGCAGCUUUCCUGCCCACGUCAACGACCUUUACUAUUCUGUCAUUGCCGCUCGGAAGGCAUUUGGACAUAUCCUUUCCGAGGAGUGGAUGUCUGUGGGCCACUCCCAGGGCGGCGGCGCCGUGUGGAAGUUGGCUGAGAGCAAAUUUGUGCAAACCGCUGUCAAUGGUGCCGGGCGGUACCUUGGUACCGUCGCUAUUAGCCCUGCAACGAGGAUCCUCGAUAUGUACAGGGAAUACGCCAGAGAGUUAAGUGCAAAUACCUCCAAAUUCCGGCCUUAUGUUAUUGCAGCAGAGUUACCCUCUUUCUCGAUUGGAUUAAGCCGCGUUCUGCCGAAUUACGACUUCGGGAUGCUUGGCAAAACCCUUAAGCAGCGUUUGGGCCUCAUGGACGAGGCACAGUCCUGCACUAAUGCAAUGAUGGGAAUGACGUUAGAUCUGAAUAUCGAGGAUCUCAUUAAUCCUGAAGGUGGCGAAGACGAAAGGAUCCAAAAGUGGCAACAAGACACGGCCCCGGGAUCCGGGCGAUCGCAACAGCCCUUAUUGGUCAUCCAAGGACUCGGUGAUACAGGCAUUCUGCCUAGCAUUACAAGAAAGACUUGGGAAAGGUCUUGUAGAAACGGUAAUGAGGUUCAUUUGAGAGAGUAUGAUGGAGUUGAACACUCGCCCACCCCACCUACGUCGGCCCCAGAGUGGUUGGCGUGGAUGGGGGAGAUUUUUGCAGGAAAAAAUAGUUCUUGUGGUUGCGACCUGACGAAGAGGUCAUCAAUGGACAUGGCCCAUGUUAAGUCGCCUCCCGAGUUUGAUUAUGCGGAACUAGGUAUAACUUUCCCAACCAAUUGAGGUUGUCGAGAUGUCGG